Messenger RNA from Drosophila subobscura, 885 nucleotides. RefSeq names its product serine protease 1. The transcript is spliced from 2 exons. Gene Ontology annotation, biological process: proteolysis. Gene Ontology annotation, molecular function: serine-type endopeptidase activity. Bases 1 to 846 code for a protein of 281 amino acids. The record is from RefSeq and is a predicted model, not a curated record. Lineage: Eukaryota; Metazoa; Arthropoda; Insecta; Diptera; Drosophilidae.
AUGGACAUUCAUUCGAUCAUCAUGAAAGUGCUCGUAGUCUUCGCUCUUGCUUUGGCCUCCGCCUCCGCUGGCCUGCUGCCCCAGGUGCUGCCUGUGCACCCCCGUGACCUGCCCGCUGUGCCCUCGAUCGAGGGUCGCAUCACCAACGGCCAGACCGCCUCGGAGGGACAGUUCCCCUACCAGGUGGGACUAAGCUUUGGCAGCUCCAGCGGCAGCUGGUGGUGCGGUGGUUCGAUCAUCGACAACUCCUGGGUGCUGACUGCUGCUCACUGCACCAGCGGUGCCUCUGAUGUGACCAUCUACUACGGCGCCACUGUCCGCACCAGCGCCAAGCUCAGCCAGACCGUCUCCAACUCGGAUUUUGUGCAGCACGCCAGCUACAACAGCAUUAUCCUGCGCAACGACAUCUCGCUGAUCAAGACCCCUGCCGUCACCUUCACCUCGGCCAUCAACAAGGUUGCCCUGCCCUCAAUUGCCAGCAGCUACUCGACCUAUGCCGGCGAUACCGCCGUCGCUUCCGGCUGGGGCAAGACCUCUGAUGCUGCCAGCUCUGUGGCCAACAUUCUGCAGUUCAGCACUUUCACCGUGGUGACCAACGCCAACUGCGCGAACGUUUACGGCUCCCUGAUCAUCAAUAAUGGCGUCCUCUGCAUUGGCACCCCCAACAAGGUGUCCACCUGCAACGGCGACUCUGGUGGCCCAUUGGUCCUGACGAGCAGCAACGUGCUGAUCGGCGUCACCUCCUUCGUCUCGAGCGCUGGCUGCGAGUCCGGCGACUACGCUGGCUUCUCCCGUGUCACCUACUUCUUGGACUGGAUCAAGUCCAACUCUGGAGUCUCCUACUAAAGCAGAGCUGCGGCACUUUCUUUCUUUCUUUCCAAAAAA